This is a messenger RNA of Anisakis simplex (herring worm), 579 nucleotides long. The record is from the annotation of a GenBank genome assembly. NCBI's taxonomy places the organism in Eukaryota, Metazoa, Nematoda, Chromadorea, Rhabditida, Anisakidae.
GUUAUGACGGCACAAGUCUUUUUGGAUCUGCUGGAUCAUGCAUUCUUUAAAAUGGAGAAGGCAGCUCUAUUGAUAUUCGAUGAAUGUCAUCAUGCACUCGGCAGUAAACACAGUUAUCGAGUUAUCAUGCAGCGAUACUCGCAACUACCGAAAAAUGAACGACCGAAAGUGUUGGGAUUAACAGCGUCUUUGAUAAACAGCAAAACACCACCGAGUAAACUGGAGCAGUUGCUCGAAAGACUCGAACUCACCAUGAACUGUAGCAUAGAAACGGCUAGCGAUCUCGUUUCGGUGGCGAAGUAUGGUGCAAAACCACGAGAAUUCGUGUUGGAAUGUGAGAAUUUUGUUUACGAUCAGACUGAGGCGAACAAGAAAGUUUUAUCAAUAUUGACGAGGGUAUGUAAUCUUUGUGGAAAUUGUCGAGAAUUUCAUCCAGAAUUCGACGUAGAUCCACGAAAACCUUUGAUGGAAGCGAUCAGUAGGACAACCUCGGUUCUGAAACAGAUGGGUGCGUGGUGUGCAUGGAAAGUGUGUCAGGUGAGUUAUAAACUAUUUCACCAACAUUUUCCAUUAAUUUAA